Molecule: messenger RNA, 1106 nt
Organism: Sclerotinia trifoliorum
Lineage: Eukaryota; Fungi; Ascomycota; Leotiomycetes; Helotiales; Sclerotiniaceae
Source: the annotation of a GenBank genome assembly
AAAUCGAAUUUCUACUAAUCAAGUUUACUGUAAAUAGUUCUCUUAAAUCUCGUCGUCGCAUAUUCAGUCACGUGUCGUCAAAAUACGCUAAAGCAAACAUUCUGGGAAGCAUCUCCAUUAUCAAAUUCACAUCUACCACCGCAUUAUCCACAGACGUCCCUCUUAAUCCUCUCCACAUAUCAAGAUGUUCAGAACCGCUCUUCUCAGAACAGCCCGCAGCGCUGCUAGCAAAGCUGUCCACAGACCUGCAGCAAUUGCUCGUCCUAUCGCCCCAAGUUCUCUCAUCACAAAAUCUCAAUUCGCCCCAUCGGCUUUCCAAGCCGCAAGAUGCUACUCCGCAGCCGCCGGUCUUGAGAAGAAAGAGGUUGAAGGCAGAAUUCUUUCUUUACUAAACAACUUCGACAAGGUGAGCGCGCUCGAUGAACCUUAGACUGGAGAAAGUACUAACAUUAUAUGCAGGUUUCCGACCCAACGAAGGUAUGAUAUUUGGUAGGGUAGAAGGCCAGGGCGUUAUAAUUGACAAUUGGUAGCUUUCAGCAACAGCGCACUUCUCGAAUGAUCUUGGGUUGGAUAGCCUAGAUACUGUAGAGGUUGUUAUGGCUAUUGAGGAGGUUUGUACAAGAUACCCACAACGAGGAAUUGGAGACUGAUGAGGUUACAGGAAUUCAGCAUUGAGAUCCCAGAUAAGGAUGCCGAUGCUAUUCUCAGUGGUAUGUUUUCCAGUGGGAAUAUUGGAUGGAGCAAUAAUUUUAACAAAUUUCGUAGUUGACCAAGCCGUUGAAUAUAUCCUCCACCAACCAGAUGGUGAGUCUUUGGUGGGAUGUUCUAAGGUGGAUAAAAAUAGCUAACGGCCUUUAUAGCUCACUAGAUUUUGGAACUGUAUAAUAUGGGGACGGUCGAGAUGGGAAAAAGACAAUGAUGGGUUCAUGGGUCAUGAAUGAGAUAUAAGUGGUGAACGGGCGGCAAUACAAGGGAGGGAGGGGAAACUUGUACAAGCUUUCGAUGCGUUCAUAAGAGUGAUAUGAUUCUAUGCGCCUGUAAAAAUGUUUAGACCAUCUUACUCAACAAAUUCUUGUUUUCCCUCGUUACAUUAAGAACAUGAAGAU